Messenger RNA from Astyanax mexicanus (Mexican tetra), 1083 nucleotides. RefSeq lists its product as uncharacterized. The transcript is spliced from 3 exons. NCBI's taxonomy places the organism in Eukaryota, Metazoa, Chordata, Actinopteri, Characiformes, Acestrorhamphidae. The record is from RefSeq and is a predicted model, not a curated record. The coding region runs from base 319 to 1068 and encodes 249 amino acids.
GCAGCAGCAGCAGGACUGAAGUGAAGAGAAAGUGAAAGUAGAUCUGCUUCCGCUCUGGAAGAUCAAACGGAGAGACGAUUAGAAGAUUUGUGGAUUAAAAGCUGAAACUCGCUCUUAUUAUUAUGAUCAGACUGUUAUCAGAUAAAAAGCUGAUAUGAGCUGCUUUAAAAUGUGGACAUAUUUCACCUGAAUCAGACAAAUGUCUGAGUGAAGAAGAUCAAAGUGUGUGUGUAGUGUGUAGUGUGUGUGUGUGUGUGUGUGUGUGUGUGUGUGUGUGUGUUGUAUUGUAUUUGACUGAAUCUACAGGAGGAGAUAAAGAUGGCGGCAGCUUUGAGUAACAGUGAGUUUAAACUCAUUGGUCCUCGUGGUGUAGAUGAACAGUCUGGUUCUGCUGCUACUCUCUCGUGUCUCCUGUCUCCUGAACUCAGUGCUGUUGGGAUGGAGAUCAGGUGGUUUAAGGGGACGAACUGUGUUUGUCUCUAUAAGAACAGACAGGUAACAGAGGGGAGGAGCUACGAGGACAGAGUGAGUCUGAUCACUCAGGAGCUGCAGAGAGGAAACGUCUCCUUACAGAUCAGAAACUGCAGAGGAUCAGAUACAGGAGAUUACCUGUGUCAGGUAACCAGCGGAGACACAACAGAGGAGUGUACUGUAAGAGUGGGGGUUGAGUAUUCCAGACCUUCACUCUACAUAAACUCAUCUUCAUCAUCAUCAUCAUCAUCUUCAUCAUCAUCAUCAUCAUCAUCAUCAUUAUUAUUCACAUCAUCAUCAUCAUCAUCAUCAUUAUUAUUAUUCACAUCAUCAUCAUCAUCAGAGUCUGAGAAUAAGAGAUAUGAAGAGAGAAAUCUCACUCUCACAACCACACUCUCACAACUACACUCUCACAAUCACUCAACACUAUCUGUAAUGAUCACUCUCACAAUCACACUCUCACAACCACACUCUCACAAUCACUCAACACUAUCUGUAAUGAUCACUCUCAUAACUACACUCUCACAAUCACUCAACACUAUCUGUAAUGAUCACUCUCACAACCACACUCUCACAAUCACUCAACACUAUCUGUAAUGAUCACUCUCAUAA